AUGACUAGUAUCUUCCUCAUUCUUUUACUUUUAUACACCCAUUUCCUGAGGCCUACAAUAGCCCAGAAUGAAACAAACCAUGUCUCCACCAAUCUAUUCACCUCCCUAGAAGAGUUAUCCCGCCUCGUGGACAUUUCCUACUGCGUCGGCACAACAGGAGUCCAAAAGCCCUUCGAAUGUCUAAGUCGAUGCAUCGAAUUCCCAGACCUGGAACUAGUAACCACCUGGAACACAGGAAUCCUCCUCUCCGACUCCUGCGGCUACAUAGCUCUCUCCCACUUCCCCUCCCGGAAACGAAUAAUAAUAGCCUUCCGCGGCACCUACUCAAUAACAAAUACAAUAAUCGACCUAUCCGCGAUACCGCAAGCCUACAUCCCCUACACCGGCGACGAAGACGCAAAUCCCCAAGAUCCCCAAGAUCUAAACCCCACCACAUCCCCACGAUGUAAGAACUGCACCGUCCACGCAGGCUUCCUAAGCUCCUGGCUCAACACGCGUAAAACCAUCCUCCCCCACCUCACAGCCAUACGUCAAAAGCACCCAGACUACGAAAUCACGCUGGUCGGCCACUCUCUCGGCGGCGCAGUCGCAGCCCUCGCAGCCCUUGAAAUGCGCUUAAAAGGCUUUGAUCCGCUCGUCACAACGUUCGGCGAACCGAUGGUGGGAAAUGAAGCAUUCGUGGCCUUCUUCAAUGAACAGUUCGGACUGCUCGACGGUGUCGCGGUCGAUAGUGGACGGUUCCGGCGCGUCACGCAUGUCGAUGAUCCGGUUCCUCUGCUCCCGUUGCGGGAGUGGGGGUAUGCGGCUCAUGCGGGUGAGAUUUUUAUUGAGAAGGCUGGGUUGCCGCCUGAGUUGGAGGAUGUGCGGUUGUGUAAAGGGGAUUACGAUCCUGGGUGUAUUGCUGGAAAGGGGGCUGGGGAGGGUUUGAGGGGGUUGUUACGUGAUUUAGGGGUUUCUGGGGCUUUUGGGAUGGAGGGGUGUCGAGAGUCUGGUGGGAAGUCUGGGGAUGGGGGACAGGUUGUUUUGGAGGAUGGUAGGGAUGUUGCUGGGUGUGGUAUGGGAGAUGGAGAUAGGGAGGAUGGAUUGGAGCUUGUUAGGUUGAAUUGGUCGCUUAUACCGGCGAGAUAUCGGCUUUGGGAGCUGUUUUAUGCUCAUCGUGAUUAUUUCUGGCGGAUUGGGCUUUGUGUACCUGGAGGGGAUCCAACUGGAUAG
This is a messenger RNA of Penicillium bovifimosum, 1212 nucleotides long. Its product is annotated as lipase family protein. The coding region runs from base 1 to 1212 and encodes 403 amino acids. The transcript has 2 exons. NCBI's taxonomy places the organism in Eukaryota, Fungi, Ascomycota, Eurotiomycetes, Eurotiales, Aspergillaceae. Gene Ontology annotation, biological process: lipid metabolic process. The record is from RefSeq and is a predicted model, not a curated record.